AAUUUUAUGUUUGGGAGGGUGGUGCAUUUUUCUUAGAAUUGGACCAGCACACCCCCAGCACAUUUUCUAACUGUCCCUAAUGUAUAACAAGCCAGUACAGUAGUGCUGUUCUAGAACACCGUAGUGGCUCUCGUUUAGUAUACAUGGCCUUAGAGCUGCUCUCACUAUUGAUUCAUGUAGGCAGAUGUCAACACUGUCUAUUUAUGUUUCAUGCAUAAUGUUAUCCGAAUAUGUGCUCUCUCUUUCGGUCACACACAUCUCUCUGCAGUGUUUCCCCCUAGGAUUUUUUUCCAGCAGCAGUGGCAAAGUUGGUGUGGGGGGUAGGGGGCGUGGCCAAUGGGGCAGUUCUAAAGGCCAUAGAGACAUUUUAGUUUUAAAGCUAAUUUCCUGCAAUUCUACACAUUUUGUCAUGGCGCUGAGAGAAAAAUUGCAGUUUCAUGGGUAAUUUCCUGCAGCUCUACACAUUUUGCCAUGGGGCUGAUAGAAUUUGUAGUUUUAAAGCUGGUUUCCUGAAAUUCUAUACAUUUUGCCAUUCUUAUGCUAUCUGAUUGACUCGAACAUUAUAACAAAGUCAAUGGAGAGGCCCCAUGCCAUUUUUUUUAAAUUUCAAAUUCUCCUUGUCAAGUUUUUAUUUUGGUUAUUGUUAGUUCUCAAAGAUGAUCUUAUUUAAAAAAUAUAUUGCUCCAUGGUAUGUUCUACAUACAUACAUACUUUUAUAUCUGGUUUUAGUCAUUUAAGUUUAUACUGAAAACAUUUUACCAUCCCGAAAAAAUCCAUGAAGCCAUAGUCAUAUGCAUGAAAUGUGACUCAUGUCUUUGUACAAUGCAGUGCGGAGGUGUGUGGAGACCUGAAUUUGAAAUGCCAUCAGUAUGGGUGUGUGCAUGGUGCACUGUGUGUGUCCAGAGCUGAGUGUGGGGGUGGGAGUUAGUUCCAUAUUAAACCAGCUAAGUGGGGGAAGUCAUGUGGAAAACUGAACUUGAAAUGACAUCUGCAUGUUGGUACUCUACUUCUGUAUUAGAUGCUGCCUAAAGUCUUGAGUGUAUUUGUUUGUGCAAUGCUUAUGCCUAAUGACCUUUUCCCUAUCUUUCCAUCCCUCUCUUCUGAUGCAGAGGCCAGACACUCUGAGGUAUGUUGUCUGUCUGCAUUUGUCUAAAAUGAAAAAGGGAGGGAGCAGCACAAAUACCGCACAGCCAGACGCCAUGCAGGGGGAGCCUUCCCCUCAUCCCUGAGUGCUGAAAUGCCCGGACUGGAGCCUGAAUGUGUCAUCAGAUAGUGUCAGACUGCAUCCAGCAGGGGGGAUGAUAAGAGUUUAUAGAAAGUAGCCUUUCAGACACCCUGUGGAAGAUUUUCCUCUAAAAUACUAUUUUGAAUCAGUCAGACAGGUUUGGUCAUUGACCUUCUCAACAGUAGUUUCUCCAGACCAGACCGCCAGGGGUUUUAGCGAGGAGCCAGUAUGGAGUGGUCACUAGAAAGGGUGAGGGAGAUGGUGGCUGGAGGGAUGCAGUCUAUGAGGGACUGUGAGUCCAGUGCCUUUGGCACAGCCAUGUGCCUGCUGCUGCUCUUUGUGUGGUACUGUUACAGGGUAGGUCGUGAGCACAGCUCCUCUCCCCUGCGUGGGGGGUACAGCAAUGAGCCCAGUCGAGUAGGGGGGGGUGGGGGGGCCUUGAUCAGCACAGAUGGGGAUGGUAGGGCUAAAGGCAGGCCGGUGUCAGGGGUGGAGGAGCAGAACGGCUUUGCUUACUGCCAGUCCACCGAGUGUUUUCGCUGCACCAACACAGGGGAGGGUCUUAAUCAGAGGCUGUACCACAGCUUGCAGGAUUACGCCAAACGCUACACCUGGUCAGGCAUGGGCAGGGUACACAAAGGGGUACGAGACCAGGGCCGCUACCUCACCAGCCGGCCCACCAUCCAGAGGCCAGAGGUGUUCUUCCUUCCUGACCUGCCCUCAGCACCCUUCUUCUCCCGGGACGCACAGAAACACGACGUGGAGCUGCUGGAGAGGAGCUUCCCUGCUCUGCUGGCUGAGUUUGAGAACAUCUACCACGCCCCCCCAGUGCGGGCUGGCUCCUCCCUGCCUCCAGGCUGGAAGGCCAACAGCACCCCCCAUGGCCAGUGGUGGACCUUCUACCUGGUGAACCAGGGAACUCCGCUGGCCCUGAAUGCCAGGAGGUGCCCCCGGGCCUGGAGGGUGCUGGGCCAGCUGCGCACCUUCAUUGCCAACAACGUGUUUGGAAAUGCCUGCUUCUCUGUGCUGACCCCCGGAGCCCUGAUAACUGAGCAUUACGGCCCAACCAACGUCAGGCUGCGCUGCCACCUGGGUCUUAGAGUGCCCUCUUCCUGUGAGCUGGUAGUUGGAGGGGAGCCGCAGUGCUGGUCUGAGGGGAGCUGUCUGCUGUUUGAUGACUCCUUCCUCCACAGGGCCUUCCAUGAGGGCAGCCCAGAGGACGGUCCCAGAGUGGUCUUCAUGGUGGACCUCUGGCACCCUAAUGUGGCAGCUGCUGAGAGGCAGGCUCUGGACUACAUCUUCACCCCUGGACGCUGAGCAGACGGUGGGGUGGGGUGGGGGGAGAGGCAGAGUUAAAGAGAGAAACACAGAGAGGUAAAAGAGAGACAGAGAAUGUGUCAGAUUUGAAGAGAGUUGGUGAGAAAAGUAGAGAAGAACAGUGUGAGUGAGGUGAGACAUCUUCUUUGUCUCUUGUUCCGUUCCCACACUCACUGUGUACAUAUUCUCUGUCUUGUUCGAAUUGGCUCUCUCCCUGUAACUCUCCAUUAGCACCUACUGACUUUGACCAAACAGACGUAAUGUAAAAUGUUACAUUUGAAUGUUUACAGCCCCAAUCCUUAUUUCUGUGAUUAUUCCUGCCCAUGUGUGAUAGUUUACUGUGCUCUACUUUAGAAAUCAAUACAGCUUUCACAAAAACAGUUGGAUAAGCACAUGGAAAAUGUUUUUUUGAGGAGAUCAAAUGAUUUGCUAGAGACUGCCUGUGUUGCUACACAGGAGAAAUGGUUGUAUUUGCAGUAGUGGGGAAAUCACUGAGGAAGCCAGAAAAAAAGCCAUAUUACAACCUAUGUGUUGUGAUAACUGCGUUGUUUGCUCUAUAACCUGUUAAUUCAUAUGCCUUGCGACUGUGAUAUAUAGGUCUAAAGACCGAGACAAUAAGAAGACAGUGGCAGAAUCAAUUCAACCACCUUUGUUUUAUCACAAAACCCGGAUAGCAACCUCUGUCCGGUUUAGUCCACAAAGCAUAUUGCAUGUAACAGACAUGACCUACAGCAUGGUCAAAUAAGUUGAUGUUUCUGACUAUUCCAGCACCAUUUCAACUUCAACAUUUCAACAUCAUCAAAUCACCUCUGCUUAGUCUAAUUCGCUGAACUAAAAGAUACCAAAAACAAUUUAGUCUAAUCAACGUAAGCUAAACAUGAUGUGGCUAUCCAUGGAUCUAAUUUAUUUGUGCGUGUGCGCAUUUGUUCAAGUAGAAUCAUAUGUUGACUCACCCUACUUGUAGAGAAAUGCCAAUGCCAUCCCCCUCUUUCAUUUUGACGAAACGGUCUAUCAUACAUUACACGGUUUUAUUUUUUGUUGUCCUAGGCUAGCUGUCUAAAAUGCAUGCUGGCCUAACUUCCAUUCAUAGGCAAUGUUAGCUAGAUAACAUUAGCCUUCUACAUCUAGCUACAUGUUGAACUAACAUUCUCUCAUGCCAGGGUCACAAUGUAUGAAUGAAUGCCGUUAUAAUCAUUGGCCAGUACAGAGAAUUAAGUAAAAUAACAAGUCCAAAUCCCUAUCGCCAACCAUGGCAAAUUUAGGAAACGGAAAACUUUAGCUAGCUAGUCACUGGAAGAGAACGAGAUGCAACAAUUCAACUUGUUUCUAUCAAUGAUGUAUGCUCUCAAUGCGAUUUGAUAGUAGUGACGCCAAAAUCCAAGCUGGCUUCAAUUGACACUUUUUUUUUUGGUGCGCCAAGACAGUUUAGCUCAACGAUGAGUAACUUGUUUUAUUGCAUUUUUUAUCAAGGGAGGCCAAAGGGAGGCCAAAUGCUCUCAGGCAUUCCUUGCUUUCCAUUCAAUGCUAGGGGCGGCAACAAUGUCAUACGUCUAUCUGAUGCUGGCUGUCGUUGGGACCAGACAGAAUCAGAUAGAUGGCAUACAUGUAGAGCGACAGAGGGGGCGCUGUUUCGCUUGUUCGGAUGCUUUUUCCUCUGUGAUUCAUUUAGACUCUUGCGAAUUGAAGGAAAAUUAUGAAACUGAGAGAUGAAUGCUAUAUGAUUUUAUGUUAUUUUCUUGAUACAUUUUUGGGGGGAGCUUUGCCCUCCCUUGACAUCCAUGAAUACACGCCACUGUGUAUUUAAUAAAUUAUCUAAUUAAUGUUUGUAAUAUUGUUGGUUGUAUUUGAUAUCAACUUUGUAUUUAUGUAAAUAGAGUUGGAGUACAAAACAUAUCUGAGAGGUUUUGAAAUAUAAUUGUCUUACAAUCGGUAGGUAUUGUGUGGUCUUAAUUUACUGGUACUGCAUUGUCAUCUUCUCUCCCGAGUAUUUGUCAUUUUGAGACAUUAAUUUUUAGAUAUUUGAAAUGUUUAUCAAGUGGUUUGGCUAUUGUUCAGUAACAUUUUAUACCAUUCUGUGAUUUUUUUCAGCUGCAUAUCAAAUGUUUGGUGAUAUUCUUCCCCAAUAGUCAUAUUUGUGGCACUUGUAUUCAUUUUGAACAGUAUUUAAUAAAUGGCAAAUUAUCUGAAUCAGA
Messenger RNA from Oncorhynchus gorbuscha (pink salmon), 4734 nucleotides. RefSeq names its product aspartate beta-hydroxylase domain-containing protein 2-like. The record is from RefSeq and is a predicted model, not a curated record. Bases 1454 to 2542 code for a protein of 362 amino acids. Lineage: Eukaryota; Metazoa; Chordata; Actinopteri; Salmoniformes; Salmonidae. The transcript is spliced from 3 exons.